AUGUAUAAGAUUAAGGAAAUAUUACGUAUACAAUGCCCUACGCGGAAAAGUUUGACUCUAAAUCAAGAAGCAAUAAGUAGAGAGCUCGUUCCAGUUGUGGACGUAUGGAAGGAUCCUAAAGAUCUCAUAACAAAUUUAGCACAAUUAACAUUAGGAUUGAUGGGAGCAUGGAUGUCACCAGUCUCAGAACAAAUAUUAUCAACUGACAUGGAUGUCAAUCCUUUGGGAAAACCUGUCACAAUUUUACAAUUAUCGUUAAUUGGAGCAUCUCAGCCAUCUGGUUCUGUUAUUGGACCUCUACUCAUUGGAAGAUGUUUUGACAUAUUCGGUAGGAAACCAACGUUAUUAUGCUUAUGCUUAAUCAUGACAAUAUCUUUAAUAUUAUUAUCAUUUUCGUCUAUUAUAUACAUGUACAUACCUUUACUCUUCAUUGUGGGACUCUGUACCGGUGCAAUGAAUGUAGGUCUUCCGGUGUAUGUGGGUGAAAUAACCGAAGAACAUAACAGAGGUAGAUUUACGUGUUUAGUCCAAGUUGGGCUUCCGAUAGGAAUGAUGUUAAGUUUUUUAACAGGACCAUACCUCUCAGUAAAAUAUUACACUCUAAUAUGUGCUAUACCAGUAGCUCUAAAUGCGAUUUUCUUUGCAACUAUCUUACCUGAAUCGCCAGUUCAACUUAUUAAAUUUAAACGCCUAUACCAAGCUCAAGAUGUACUAGGACGGCUCAGACAAAAAUCGCCAAAAGAAGUUGAAAUAGAAGUUAGCAGAAUACAAAACGAGUUAGCAAUAACUUCAAAUAGUAAACAAGGGGGCUGCUCCAAAUUGCUGUCUGACAAAAGUUCUCGUAAUGGAUUCAUCGUGGCUGUAGGCGCUUAUAAUCUACUAGUAUUAGGAGGCAGUCAGUCUAUGACAAGUUAUUUACAACCCAUCUUCGACAAAGCAGAUUCUCCCAUUCCAAGUAAUAUUUGUGCUUUAUUAGUAACUAUAGUUCAAAUAUUCUGUUACCUUGGUUCAUCACUUUUUGUUGAAAAAGUAGGUAAAAGAAACCUUAUUCUAUUUUCAACCAGUACAUCAAUAAUUCCGUUAAGUUUAUUUGGUUUAUAUUUCCAGUUAAAAUAUAGCGGAUAUACUUUUGUUGAACAGUGUACAUGGUUUCCAGUUGUUGCACUGGUAGUAUUCACCACAGUAAACAACAUAGGAAAUGCGUCUGUUCCCAUAGCUCUCAUGAACGAUUUGUUCACAAACCAAGUAAAAGCUACCGCGGUCUCUUCAAUUGUUUUGGCAUUUGGAAUUCUUAAUUCUAUUGUGACAUUCGGUAUACCGCUCGUAAUGGAAACUAUAGGAAUUCAGUGGUGUUUUGGAUUUUUGCCGGUAAUUGUGUAUUAG
Messenger RNA from Diabrotica balteata, 1383 nucleotides. NCBI's taxonomy places the organism in Eukaryota, Metazoa, Arthropoda, Insecta, Coleoptera, Chrysomelidae. The record is from the annotation of a GenBank genome assembly.